Messenger RNA from Hyphopichia burtonii NRRL Y-1933, 1230 nucleotides. It is a transcript of the gene RIM11, whose product is annotated as serine/threonine protein kinase. Gene Ontology annotation, cellular component: cytoplasm. Lineage: Eukaryota; Fungi; Ascomycota; Pichiomycetes; Serinales; Debaryomycetaceae. The record is from RefSeq and is a predicted model, not a curated record. Gene Ontology annotation, molecular function: ATP binding; protein serine/threonine/tyrosine kinase activity; protein serine/threonine kinase activity. The coding region runs from base 1 to 1230 and encodes 409 amino acids. Gene Ontology annotation, biological process: protein phosphorylation; signal transduction. The transcript has a single exon.
AUGUCUAAAAUAGAAGUGAUUACUGAAAAUGUUAAUAACGGCCAUACUGGCCAAUUGCAACAAAUUCAAUAUACUCAAUCCCAAAUGGUGGGACAUGGUUCAUUUGGGGUUGUUUUCCAAACACAAAUAUUACCAAGUAACGAGAUUGCUGCUAUUAAAAGAGUCUUACAGGAUAAACGAUUUAAAAAUCGUGAAUUACAAAUCAUGAAAUUAAUCCAUCAUCGUAAUAUAGUUGAUUUAAAGUAUUAUUUUUAUACUAAUAAUGAUAAACAAGAAUUGUAUCUUAAUUUAAUAUUAGAAUUUGUUCCAGAAACUUUAUAUAAAGCUAGUCAUUAUUAUGUUCUGAAAAGAUUAUCAAUGCCGCAAUUAGAAGUUAAAUUAUACACUUAUCAAAUGUUAAGGGCCCUUAAUUAUAUCCACUCUCAAGGAAUUUGUCAUCGAGAUAUUAAACCCCAAAAUUUAUUAAUUAAUUCAGAAACCGGGGAAUUGAAGUUAUGUGAUUUUGGUAGUGCUAAAAUUUUAAAUCCAAAUGAACCAAACGUUGCUUAUAUUUGUUCAAGAUAUUACCGAGCACCAGAAUUAAUAUUUGGGGCAACUAAUUAUACUACCAAAAUUGAUGUUUGGAGUGCUGGUUGUGUUAUGGCUGAAUUGAUUUUAGGUCAACCAUUAUUCCCUGGUGAACUGGGAAUUGAUCAAUUGGUUGAAAUUAUUAAAAUUUUAGGGACUCCUUCAAAGGAACAAAUUAAAAAUAUGAAUCCAAAUUAUAUGGAACAUAAAUUCCCCCAAAUUAAACCAAUUCCAUUAACAAAAAUUUUUAAGAAGAUGUCAAAUGAUUGUAUUCAAUUCUUGAUUAAAAUUUUACAAUAUAGUCCAAUUGAUCGUAUAAGUUGUAUUGAAGCCUUGAGUGAUGAAUAUUUUGAUGAGUUGAGAAAUUCAAAUACAAAAUUACCUAAUUAUAGAAAAUUAUUUAGUCAACAAUAUUAUUCAUCCGAUUCAAAUCAUUCAAAUAAUGCCAAUUACCAAUUAUACUCUAAUCAACCAGAUAUCCGUAAUUUACCAGAAUUAUUUGAUUUUGACGAUCGGGAAUUAUCAGUUAUGCCUCAAUUAAAUUCAAAAUUAAUACCUGCUUUUGCCAUGAAUCAUUUAAAAUGGUCAAGAUUUAAUGAUAUUAAUGAUAUAAAUUCUUUUAUUCCCUUAAAUCUGGAUGAAUUAAAAGUUACUUUAGAUUAA